Rhipicephalus microplus (southern cattle tick) is the source of this 3951-nucleotide messenger RNA. It is a transcript of the gene EMC1, whose product is annotated as ER membrane protein complex subunit 1. Gene Ontology annotation, cellular component: EMC complex. NCBI's taxonomy places the organism in Eukaryota, Metazoa, Arthropoda, Arachnida, Ixodida, Ixodidae. Gene Ontology annotation, biological process: protein folding in endoplasmic reticulum. Gene Ontology annotation, molecular function: protein binding. The record is from RefSeq and is a predicted model, not a curated record.
CACUUUCCUAGUCGCCGCCGUGCCCGUGCCGCCGUCUUCUUUCGCGACCGUGUUGUGCACGUUGUAAUGCCGUGAUUGAUUCGCUUGUCGUUGUACACGCUUAAUAUGCCUUCAAUGGAGGGUAGUGCGUACCAAACGCUUUACAGACUGCUAUUAACUGUUGUAGUUGCGAUCUCGACUGUGCGGCUAAGCCGAUUCGGCGCAUAUGCUCUGUACGAAGACCAAGCAGGAAAGUUGGACUGGCGGCAGCGAUUCAUCGGGAAACCUCUGUUCGUGUAUGCCGACCACAGCUCAGUGGGCUCUAAUCAACGCAUCGUCGUUGCGACCGAGAAGAAUGUGUUGGCCUCCCUCAACACCCGGAACGGAGCCCUGACGUGGAGGCAGGUGCUUGAACAGGAUGGCAGCAUCCACGCAGUAUCCUCCUCCGGCGAUCUCAUUACUGUGUCGGGCAGUGCACCCUACGUUCGAGCCUGGGACGUCCAUACGGGAGUGCUGCAGUGGGAGAAGACCCUACCGCACAGCUCCGCCCCCUUGGUCAGGUACGACGUCAAUUCUCACUCGAGCGAGCUCACAGCGGUCGAGGUACAUUCGGGAUCCCACGUCGUCGCAACCAUCUACAACCUACAAAACGGUGAAAUGAAGACAUCUCCAGUCGUUUCGGCUCCGUGGAUUACCGAUCGGACUGACUGCCGGCUUGUGGAGCACAAGUACCUUGCGUGCCUCGACGCCAGGGCUUCAACGAUUCGAGUGAUGGCACUCGGUGAGUCGGCAGCCUUCCGCGACGUUCCCUUGUCCUCUCUCGGCAUUCAGCUCGAGGACCCAACCGCCGUUCCGGUGUUACAGCCCAUCCAAGGUUCAACACGCGCCCACGAAGACUCGUACCUCGCCUUGCGCAUGCCAGAACGUGGUUUCGCCUUGUUGCGAAUUACCAAGACGGGGGUGAGGCUCGCCAAGAUGUUCCCGAAUGCGACGCACCUUAUUAGUAUGGGAGACGGUUGGCAAAUUACUCGAAAGGCUCAGGACAACAUGGCCAGCAGCACAGGUGAUGAAACUUGCUAUAUAGGCGUAGUUGAACAACUUGAAAAUGGCAUCAGCAAGGUUUUUAUACAUGAACUGGGCGGCAACUGGCAGCAGAAAGAAGACAGUGAGGGUCAGUUUGCGAUUCCUCCGACUAUGGCAAAUGCAGAGAGUAUUCAUUUACUGCCGUUUCUACUCAAGGAUCUGAAACAGUCAUAUAAAAUUUUAGUUGUGACUGAAGAUGAUGCCGUUCUCCUUUUUCACCAACAGGGUCGUCUAUUAUGGACAAGAGAAGAGGCCUUAGCAUCGGUUCUUGGGGCACAGUUUAUAGACCUGCCUCUAUCAGAGACAGAUGCAAAGAUUGAACAAGAGUUUGGAGACGGCAAUGCGAAUGUGCUGGCCAUGUUUCUUAUGCGCAUCACGAUGCAGCUUUGCCAGUUACAGAGCUUGCUGCUAAGUCUAUUUGCCAGCCUCAGUGGCACUAUAGGCCAACCAGAAGUGGGUGCGACUGCGCGGGAUUUGACACGGGACAAGUUUGGCUUCAACAAAGUGAUAUUGCUGAGCACUGCAGCUAAAAAGUUGUUUGCCUUGAACAACAGAAAUGGGCAAAUAGUUUGGAGCCAGCAUUUUCCGCAGUUGCAUCCACUGAACAGUGCUGGCACUAAGAAGCUCCCAAUAUUUGUUCAGAGGACAACUGCGCAUUACCCGCACCCACCUCGCUGCACAGUACUCGGCAAGCAUAGUUCUGGCCAUGGGUACUUGGUUUCAGUGAACCCCAUAACGGGAGUUAUCUUGGACACGCAGGAACUUCCCUACCAUAUUCUACAAGCUUCCUCGUUACCUUUUCUUGAUGAUGAGUACACCAGGGGACUCCUUUUCCUAGAUAGCAAGCUUGGUGUGCACACAUACCCGACCUCCGCUGCAAAGCUUGUCUAUGAACAUCGUGGCACGCAGUAUCUAUUCACCGCUGAUCCUGCCACCGGAGAUCUUGUCGGAUAUAGUCUGAGGCCGUCAACUCCGACAAAGCUCGCAGUAGAAACUGUGUGGACAGCGUCUCUUCAGAGCGAAGGGCAGAAGAUUACGCACGUUGUAAUGCGCAACCCAUUGGAGCAUGUUCAUUCACAAGGUCGAGUCAUGGGUGACCGCAGUGUUCUGUACAAGUACCUGAACCCAAAUUUGGUUGCGGUUGUGACCGAGGGCACCGAUAAUGUCCACAAGGUAACCAGUGUGACCGUGCACCUUAUUGAUGUCAUAACUGGAGCGUUCAUAUACUCCGGAAGUCACAAGAGAGCCAGGGGCCCCGUUCACUUGGUGCACACGGAGAACUGGAUUGUCUACUGUUACCACAAUGAAAAGUCUCGUCGGGCCGAAAUUUCUGUGAUUGAACUUUAUGAAGGUGCUGUUCAGAGCAACACUUCCGCAUUUUCAUCAUUCAACUCGCCACCGGGAGCCAUUGUGGAACAUCAGAGUUACGUCUUUCCUAGCUCAAUAGAUGCCAUGGUCGAUACCGUCACCGAGAAAGGGAUCACAAGCAAACAUGUAUUACUAGCCCUUCCAACUGGUGCUAUUCUGGAACUGCCAAAGGCACUUCUUGAUCCAAGGAGACCUAUCACACCGACAGCCCUACACCGGGAAGAAGGACUUGUGCCGUACAUGCCUGAACUACCCAUCAGUGCCGAGCAUAUAGUAAAUUACAACCAGUCCGUUGCUAGAGUGGCAGGAUUUGCAACUGCUGCUUCGGGACUAGAAUCUACCUGUCUAGUAGUUACUUAUGGACUGGACAUUUUCUAUACUAGAGUUACACCAUCUAAAACAUUUGACAUCCUGAAGGAUGACUUUGACCACGUUUUGAUAUCUGUUGUGCUUACAAUACUUAUUCUGGUUUCAUACAUCAGCAAGCGGUUUUCUGCGAGAAAAGCAUUAAGAGCAGCCUGGAAGUAGCGUUUCAGAAGUUUCUAGAGCAACUGCUCAUUAUGGCAGGAAUGCUGCAUGAUGAACAAGAUGGACUUGCCUCUAUUUUCCAUCAAUUUGUGCCGCAAGCCUCAUUCUGCACAGCUGUUUGCACCUGUACGUUUUGUUUCACCAUCAUGGACAUUUGUGCAGUGAACAUUUUUGUUAUAAGGAUAUAUGUUGGUUCAUGAAGGGUUUAGGCUAGUGCGAUAGUUGUGUUGGUUCAAGAAAAAAGUAUGCUGAACGCAGCCUCGCAGUGGUGUCUUUAUUAUUGUCCCAUUUGAAGAGGCCAGUGGAUCCUCUGAAAUUUAGAAAGAAGCAAUUAAUGAGCUGAAUAUUUAAGUAUGUACACUAAUCUUAUCACUGUCACUGUAGUUGAUUUUAUUGCUAAUAAUAAUAUAUUUUCAUUCCCAGUUUAUUUCUAAUUUCUCUCAUUUUACGAAAGAUGGCAUGUUUCUUUGCUUUUGGCAUUAAAAACAUUUGUAAAUACUGAUAAAGGCGCUCCUGCCUUUGUACUGGCUAGAACUGAGAUAAAUAAUUGAGCUAUUGAACUAGCUAAACACUGCAAUAAUUUUGGUCCUUUUUCUUUGUGAUGCCCUAUGCAGAGAAGAACUCUACUCUAUACUUAUGAUUGCCCUUCCUUUUGAGCACAUCCAAUUCUAAUGUCAGCUCAAUCAAUUCCUAAUCAAAGGAAUGCCAAGAUCAGCAUGGUUCUUGCUUUAAUUGUGCCAGGUGUCACUUAGAUGAAAUGAGAUUUUUUUUUUCCAAUUCUUAUGUCUCUGUUCACAACCUACAAGAGAACAUAUCAAAGUGCGCAUCAGACUAGCACAGUGUGUAUGUUUGCUAUGUGCAUUGACCUAGGCAUUUGAUUUAAUUUUAAUACUUCCUGGCUUGAUUAGGUGCAGCACAACAUGCCUUCAUGUCGGGUAAAUUUGCCAUCUUCGUAUGUUAAAGAUUUAUGUGCAAUUAUACUUAAACACCUUA